AUGCAACCAGUUCGCGGAAUCCAGCAGGAUGCAAAUGGCACUUACUACAACGUAUCAGGGAUCCGACUUGCCAUUGAUGGGAUGAAAACUGAGGAUACAGAAGGAACGACUAGUGGCAUCUGGAAUGCCAUCCUGGGCUGGCAGCUUCCGCCAGCCGAAGACUACAUCAUACGGCCAGAAGAGAAAAACAAACACGGGUAUUCAGAUCUACAUGCAUUUCAAUACAAAGUACAAGCCAAUCAGCCUACACGCCAAUGUCAUUUUCUGAUUACCCAGUGUAAGCGAAGGAACGCGGAGGGGCAGGAGUCUGUUUGGAGAACUGGCAGAGAAGAGCUGGGGAAGUAUUUCCGCUCGGUGAAAACAAAAAGCCACGGUCAUCGAAUGUACGGAAUAGUAGCUGUGGGAAGAAAAGUUGAAUUUGUGGAAUUCGACCGCCAGACCAACAAUCUGCAGGAUAUUCCAAUUCCCAUAAAGAGUUGCAAGAAAACUAUUCGACAUGCAGAGCGUGGAAAGAGAUUCUGGAUUGAUAGAGAUUGCGAACAGGUGCAAGCUUUCCUAAAUUACAUCAAGGACCGCCAUUGA
This is a messenger RNA of Talaromyces rugulosus, 582 nucleotides long. RefSeq lists its product as uncharacterized. The record is from RefSeq and is a predicted model, not a curated record. NCBI's taxonomy places the organism in Eukaryota, Fungi, Ascomycota, Eurotiomycetes, Eurotiales, Trichocomaceae. The transcript is spliced from 2 exons. The coding region runs from base 1 to 582 and encodes 193 amino acids.